Brassica rapa (field mustard) is the source of this 2865-nucleotide messenger RNA. RefSeq names its product sterol 14-demethylase. Lineage: Eukaryota; Viridiplantae; Streptophyta; Magnoliopsida; Brassicales; Brassicaceae. The record is from RefSeq and is a predicted model, not a curated record. Gene Ontology annotation, molecular function: monooxygenase activity; heme binding; iron ion binding.
AAGGCAUCUAACAAUUACAAGAUCAAAAGUGUGAACAGUAAAGCCUAAUCCAGAAUAUGUUCCAGUGACUCAUAAAGUCUCCUAUCCUAAAUCAAAAACAGUUACAUAGGACCUUAAAAGAUCACGGGUGGACCUGUAAAGGGACCUGUAAAAGAUCAAAAACAGGCUGUAAGUGGGUCUUCCGUACUAAAGUUAAUUAUGAUGGAUCCUUUGAUGAGCUCAAAGCGGGCUUCGUUGCUAAAACAUUCAAUCAAGAAGAAUGGAUUGACUAUCUAGACAACUACAGUCAAAUAUACAAAUGCCUUCAGUCCAAACUAUUCUACAUAUGGCGAAGGACGAGGCUAGUAACAAGACACAGGGUGCACAUGCACCCAUAGUUUUACAAAAGGUAAUGUAAUGUCACCAUAAGUGACAGUACAGAAGAGAUUAAUAAAAAAUAAUGUCACCAUAAGGUGUCCAUUUCUCAUCCAUCUCAGCCCAUCUUUAUUUAGAACCGCUUUGCUCUUCUCCAAAAUGAUUCAACCUAAAGCAAGCCCUUAAAAUUAUUUGGCUAUAUAAGCUGUAAUCAUUUGUAAUAACAUAUUAAGAGAGAAAGUUAAUUUCUGAAACUUGGGUCAUCUUCAUCGAUUAACUCCUCCAAAUUUAAGACAACGAAAAAAUGGAACUGGAUACGGACAAGUUGUUAAAGACGGGUUUGGUUAUAGUGGCGACACUUGCUAUAUCCAAACUCAUCUUCUCCUUCUUCACUUCCCAUUCCAGGAAGAAGCGUCAUCCUCCCACUCUUCAAGCUUGGCCUCCGUUGAUCGGAAGCCUUAUCCGGUUCUUGAAAGGCCCUGUCGUAAUGCUUAGAGAUGAAUACCCUAAGCUUGGAAGUGUGUUCACAGUGAAUCUUCUUCAUAAAAAGAUGACUUUUCUCAUUGGUCCUGAAGUCUCAGCUCAUUUUUUCAAAGCUCAUGAUUCUGUUCUCAGCCAGCAGGAAGUUUACAAAUUCAACGUGCCUACUUUUGGCCCUGGAGUUGUUUUCGAUGUCGACUACACCGUUCGUCAGGAACAGUUUCGGUUCUUCAGCGAGGCACUCCGAGUCAACAAGCUGAAGGCUUACGUGGAUAUGAUGAUUACUGAAGCUGAAGGUUUCUUCUCGAACUGGGGAGAGAGUGGUGAAGUUGAUCUUAAGGAAGAGCUAGACAGUCUCAUCAUCUUGACUGCAAGUAGAUGUCUACUGGGUCGAGAAGUACGUGACCAGCUUUUUGAUGACGUCACUGCUUUGUUCCAUGAUCUUGACAAUGGAAUGCUUCCCAUAAGUGUUCUCUUCCCCUACCUCCCUAUUCCAGCUCACCGUCGGCGCGACCGUGCUCGUGUAAAGCUUUGUGAGAUUUUCUCAAACAUCAUGUUGUCGAGAAAACACUCUGGCAAAUCAGAGAACGACAUGUUGCAGUGUUUCAUCGAGUCAAAGUACAGAGACGGUAGACAGACAACCGAGUCCGAGGUAACGGGUUUGCUCAUCGCUGCUCUCUUUGCAGGACAGCAGACGAGCUCCAUAACUUCCACGUGGACCGGUGCUUAUCUGAUGAAAUACAAAGAGUACUCGUCCGCUGCCUUGGAUGAGCAGAAGAAGCUGAUUGAGAAACAUGGAGACAAGAUUGAUCACGACAUCUUAUCCUCGGAGAUGAAUGUUCUCUACCGUUGCAUUAAGGAAGCGUUGAGGCUUCACCCUCCGUUGAUCAUGCUGAUGAGAGCCUCGCACAGUGACUUCAACGUAACGACCCGAGAUGGGAAAACGUAUGACAUCCCAAAGGGUCAUAUCGUUGCAACCUCGCCUGCUUUUGCAAACCGCUUGCCGCAUAUCUUCAAGAACCCGGACAGCUACGACCCGGAUAGAUUCUCCCCGGGAAGAGAAGAGGACAAAGCCGCAGGGGCAUUUUCGUACAUUUCGUUCGGUGGAGGUAGGCAUGGUUGUCUUGGAGAGCCCUUUGCUUACCUCCAGAUCAAAGCCAUAUGGAGUCAUCUGUUGAGGAACUUUGAGCUUGAGUUGGUUUCACCCUUCCCUGAGAUGGACUGGAACGCUAUGGUUGUUGGCAUUAAAGGCAAUGUGAUGGUGCGUUACAAGCGGCGUCAACUUGUCUUAGACUAACGUGGUAUUUGGCUAUUUGCAACCUUUGGUUUCUGUAUAUGUCUCUCUCUGGUUUUAGUUCUGUGGUUGAAUGUUUCUGCUUCUUGAAAUUGUUCUUUCUCUUUAAUAUUCACUAUGUUCGCGUGUGUUGUAAUGUGGACAAAAAUACCGAUUCCUAAAUUGGAUUUGCCUUAAGAUACUAUUUUUGUCUGGCUUUGUUGUAUUGUUUGGUCCAGUUUUCCUGUUAAAUGAGUAGGUUUAGUGUCAACUCUUCUUCCUCGAACGAAUUGAUCUAGUGACAAAAAUAGAGUAAAUAUUGUCAUUGCCCAACCAUAGAUUUGUUUGAAAUAUUAUCUUCACUAUACAAAGUCCCUACAUUCCAAUUAUUGAAAAAAUCAUCUUUAGGGCAGAUCACAUUCUUUUUAAGCUUCAUUAUAAAUGUCUUUUUACAUUAUUUUUUCUAUUUUUACCUUUGUUUUUAAUUUAUUAAUAAAACCAAAGAAAAAAUUAUAUUAAAAAGAUGUAAAACAGAAAAUUAGACAAUUUUCUUAAUUCUAAUGCAAAAACUUUAAACAACACUUAUUAUAAAAAUGAGGGAGUAUCACUUUUACAACUACUUUCUUUUUGUAAAUGGAAUAGAUGUAUGCAAUAAACAAAAAUUACAAGAACAAUAUUGGAAUAAUACAUGUUGAUUUUUAAAAAUAUAUACCAGAUGUUAAAAUAUAAAAACUGAGAAACUUAAACAUAAUUUACCA